AUGCCUGAUCAUAAAUGGGAUAUGGAAGGUACUUUUGCGGAAAACAUGGACCAGAAGGAGGAUGCUGAUUUAUUGCUGAAUUAUUUGAAUGUGUCUGAUGUUGUUAGCAUUAUGGAAACUUUGUAUCUGGACAGGGAAUCUUGUGCUGACUCAGAAAGUACAGUUACAGUGUGUCACGAAGACUACCAGUACGAGGAAAGGUCAGAAUCUCUCAUUCUUAGCGGUCAAGAAUCCUCCUUCUUGAUGUCUGUCAAAUAUGGAACUACAAAGGACUUACUCAGCUUUGUAAAUCAGGUGUCGGAUGCAAAAAGUCAUUUACAUAUGUAUGUCCAGCAGGAGUGUGGAAUCGUAUUGAAUAAGAAGCUAACGGUUAAAGGUGGUCGCUACCAAAAAGACAUGGACGUGCUGUUAUUUCCCUGGAAGAUGACCUACAAAAAUAUUGGCUCUGAAUUUGUUCCCAGUGGAGCUUUUGGAAAAGUACAUUUGGCACAAGAUCUGGAAACCAGAAAUCGCAUGGCAUGCAAACUGAUUCCGGUGGAACAGUUCAAGCCAGCAGAUGUGGAGAUUCAAGUACAGUUUUGCCAUGAGAAUAUAGCAGAGUUGUAUGCGGCCAUAUUAUGUGACAAUAUGGUGCAUCUUUACAUGGAGGCCGGAGAAGGAGGCUCUGUCAUGGAGAAACUUGAAAGCUGUGGUCCUUUGCGGGAGUUUGAAAUAAUAUGGGUGGCCAAACAUAUUCUUAAAGGGCUUGAUUUCCUGCACUCCAAAAACGUCAUCCACCAUGACAUCAAACCCAGCAACAUUGUGUUCAUGUCAACAAAAGCCGUUUUAGUGGACUUUGGCCUCAGCGUCCAGAUGACUGGAGAUGUGUAUUAUCCAAAGGACUUGAGGGGAACUGAGUUGUAUAUGAGCCCAGAAGUGGUUCUGUGCAGGGGGCACUCAACCAAGUCUGAUAUUUACAGCAUGGGGGCAACAAUUAUUCACAUGCAGACUGGGAAUCCUCCAUGGGUGAAGAGAUACCCACGCUCGGCAUUUCCGUCAUACCUCUAUAUAAUACACAAGCAAGCCCCGCCAUUAGAAGAUAUCGCAGAAGACUGCAGUCCUGCCAUGAGGUCCUUUCUCACAGAAUUACUAGAAAGGAACCCCAAUAAGCGUCUCUCUGCCGCUGAACUCCUGAAACACGAGGCUUUGCACCCCCCUCCGGAGGACCAACCGCGCUGCCAGAGCCUCGACACGGCUCUUCUCGAGCGAAAGCGAUUGCUCAAGAAAGAAGUAGAGCUGCCAGAAAAUAUUGCAGACACUUCUCUGUACAUGAGUGAAGAUUCAGAGGUGCUCAGGAGACAGCGUUCCCUGUCCCUUGACCUGGGAGCUCUCGCUGGCUAUUUUAACAUUGUCAGCGGACCAACUACUUCGGAAUAUGACUGUCUGUAAUGAAAAACUUUGCAGAAUAAGCUAAAUCUCAGCAUUGCUGGCACCAACUUUCACCGACGCAUUUCAUUCUUCAUCUUUAUUACUGAGAGGGACAUCUUCGUGAAAUUCUGGUCCGUGGUGGUUCCACA
Spea bombifrons (plains spadefoot toad) is the source of this 1556-nucleotide messenger RNA. RefSeq names its product mitogen-activated protein kinase kinase kinase 8 (gene MAP3K8). Gene Ontology annotation, biological process: protein phosphorylation. The transcript has 8 exons. The coding region runs from base 1 to 1428 and encodes 475 amino acids. Gene Ontology annotation, molecular function: protein kinase activity; ATP binding. The record is from RefSeq and is a predicted model, not a curated record. Lineage: Eukaryota; Metazoa; Chordata; Amphibia; Anura; Pelobatidae.